This is a messenger RNA of Punctularia strigosozonata HHB-11173 SS5, 2214 nucleotides long. RefSeq lists its product as uncharacterized. The transcript has 11 exons. Gene Ontology annotation, cellular component: plasma membrane; cortical actin cytoskeleton; actin filament. The record is from RefSeq and is a predicted model, not a curated record. Lineage: Eukaryota; Fungi; Basidiomycota; Agaricomycetes; Corticiales; Punctulariaceae. Gene Ontology annotation, biological process: regulation of actin filament polymerization. Gene Ontology annotation, molecular function: actin filament binding. Bases 30 to 2015 code for a protein of 661 amino acids.
ACCUUCAACCCGGGUCGUCUCGGACCACCAUGUCUUUGCAGGUGAACCUGUCCAGCAAAGAGUUAUACACCGCUUACCAGGAUGUCCUCAACGCGCGCAACAUCGACUGGUGCUUGUUCACGUACGAGAGAGGCUCCAAUGAUCUGAAGGUGCAAUCGACGGGCGAUGGAGGGCUGGAGGAACUACAAGACGAAUUCUCCGAUGGAAGAAUGCAGUAUGCCUUCGUUCGCGUCAAGGAUCCCAAUAGCCAGUUGCCCAAGUUCGUGCAGAUCAACUGGUGCGGCGAUGGCGUUCCCGUCGCAAGGAAAGGCCUGUUCCACACCCACUCGUCCGCCGUAGCCAACUUCCUUCGUGGUGCUCACGUAGUGAUCUCCGCUCGCAACGAGUCCGACGUCGCUCCAGAUGUGAUCAUGAAGCGCGUCGAGGCCGCGUCCGGUGCCAAAUACUCCGUUCAGAAGGAGAAGCCCCGGGCGUACGAGCCGAUAACGCCCGUCGGCACGAGCUACACCCCGGUGGGAAAGGUCGACAUGAACGCGCUGCGCAAGACCACGCCCGUCACCACUCCGACGGCCCCAUCCAAGCCGCCCGCCAUCCCGUCUGCUCCGAGGCCCGCCGCAGGUUUUGCCCGCCCCGGCCCUGCCCCAAGCGACGCCUGGCCCGAGGAGAAACCCGCCGCGCCCGCGCCUCCGCCUUCCAUCCCUAGCGCCCCGCGCCCAACACCUGCGGCCUCAACCAGACCCGUGCCAUCCGCCCCUGCGCCGACCGCCUCCUCAAACGUGCCGACUAAGCCCGCGGAAGAUGACCGAAUCGCCCCCGUCGGAACCGCCUACACGCCCGUCUCGCUCCCCGCGCCGAAGAAACUCAAGAACCCGUUCGAGGCCAUGCAACAGCAACAGCAGCAGCAGCCAGCUGCCCCCGCCGCCCCCGCAUCCAAGAAGACGGGGCUGUCGUGGAGCGAGCGCCAGGCGCUCGCGAAGCAGCGCGCGGAGGAGGACGAGGCGCGCAGCCGUGCGGCGGGCUGGAAGGCGCCCGCGGCCCCCGUCAGCACGCCCGGGUCGGCCGCGACCAGGCUGGGAGCCGGCGUCGUGCCCGGAGCGGCGACGAACGUUACCGCGGCGCGUGCGGGGCUCGACACGAGCAAGGUCGCCGGCGCGGCGGUCGUGGGCGGCGCGACCGUCGGCGCGGUGGGCAAGAUGAUGCUCGAAAAGGAAGAGGAAGAGGCGGACGAGGAUUGGGACGAGAGCACGGCGGAGCCUUCCGCGCCGCCCCCUGCGCCCCCGGCACCGCCUGCCCCGCCGGCGCCUCCGAUGCCUUCGCGUGACAAUCGCUCAGAGCCGGAACCGGAGCCUGAACCCGAGGCAGCUGCUCCCCCGCCACCGCCUCCUCCACCACCGCCACCACCGCCUCCGCCGGUGGUACAGAUGGCAGCUCUCAGCGUUGAACCAGAACCCGAGCCAGAACCAGCGCCUGCCCCGCCUCCUGCUCCAUCCGCCCACAAGGGCCAAGGUCUCUGUGCCGUAGUGCUGUACGACUACGAGGCAACGGAAGAGAACGAGAUGAACCUGGUCGAAGGCGAAGUCAUCGAACAGAUCGAGCAGCUCGACGAGGGCUGGUGGUCCGGCAUUGGUGCGGACGGCUCCAAGGCGGGCAUGUUCCCCGCCAAUUAUGUGGAGGUCAUCGAGACGGAACCCGAGCCGGAGCCAGAGGCCGCUGCUCCGCCGCCGCCGCCUCCACCUCCACCUCCGCCACCUCCGCCGCCUGCCCCGGCUGCUCCUGCUGCUCCUCCGGCGCCUCCCGCUCCGGAGCCCGAGCCCGAGCCCGCGGCUGACGAGGGAGCGACCGCGAUCGCUUUGUACGACUACGAGGCAGCCGAAGACAAUGAGCUGUCGUUCACGGAGGGCGAGCGCAUCACGGAGAUCGAAGCUGCGUCGGACGACUGGUGGCAGGGAAGGAACUCGCGAGGCGAGGUUGGGCUGUUCCCAGCGAACUACGUGCAACUCGAAGGACAAGAGUAAAGGGGCAUUGAUUCGUACUGGGCCACUGCAUUGAUAUAUACCAAGGACUGUCGUUCAAAAUCCCGCUUCUUCCAUGCUACCACGGGCAGGGAAGCGCUAUCCAAUGUCUACAGGUGGUGUCGUAGGGUAGUUCUAUGCUACUCAUCCUCGUAGUGAUGUAUCUACACGAGCAACGUUUCAGAAACAGCGCUCUCAAACG